UUGCUGUUGUACUUUUCUUUUUUUUUUUUGUUCCGGGAAGAAAUAUUUAUUUGGUGUUUCACGGGAAUUUAUUUCAAGAGGAAGUGAAAUGUUAUUUCCAGUUCAACAGUUCAAAUAAUGAUUUAGCUUAUUGGUUCCGUUUAAAUAAUGUACAUACAGUAGCAAACGCUUCUUUUGUUGAAAAGUAUCCCAAAUAUUUCUCUGUUAUCGCUCAUCAUGCGUUACUGGGGCGAGAUCCCAGGACCUGCAGGGGCUCCUACCAGUCGCAGCUCCUUUGAUUUGCUCCAGCGUGAGUUCCGAUCAGUGGAGAUGCAGGAUCCUCCGUUGCAUCAGCCGUCGGCCCAGCGUCCGCGCCCCACUACAAUGCUGGACAUCCCGUCAGAGCCUUGCAGUCUCACCAUUCACACGGUACAGCUGUGCCAGCACGCCCGCCGCCUCCGUGGCCUUUUGGCGGCAGCUCAGGGUCAGAGCGCGACAUCUUCCGAGCUUGGUGGCAGGCUGGAAGAUGUUGAUACAAACCUGCCUCUGCGUCCUCCCACACCUCCUGCCAUGCCUGAUGACUUGCUACCACUUGACUGCAAAGAGCCUCGGCAACCCUUUCAGCUCCGCCACAGCGAUCCAGAAAGCGACUUUUAUAAGGGUAGAGGGGAGCCAGUCACGGAGCUGAGUUGGCCCUCCUGCAGACAGCUCCUUUAUCAGUCAGUGGCCACCAUCUUGGCCCAUGCAGGCUUCGAGACGGCCCAGGAGAGCGUGCUAGAAACUCUGACCGACCUGGUUCACGAGCACUACUUACGCCUGACCCGCCUCCUGAGGGUAGCUGUGGACAGGGAGGCCCGACUGGGGGCCAGUCCCUUUCCUGACGUCAUGGAGCAAGUGUUCCAUGAAGUGGGCAUCGGCAGUGUGCUUGCCUUGCAGCGCUUCUGGCAAGUGCGUAUCAAGGAUUAUCACAGCUACAUGUCACAGGUCAGUAAUGAUCUGUCAGAAGAAUACGAAAGGUUGGUGAAUCCUGAAAAGGCUCUGGAGGACUCAAAGCCCCCCAGGAUCAAGGAGGAGCCCAUGAGUGACAUUUCCUUCCCUGUUAGUGAGGAGCCAGAGGCCGACCUCGCCUCUGGGGACCAAGCCUUGCCCAUGGGGGUCCUCGGAGCUCAUGGUGAGAGGCUGCCCGCGGGCCUGGAUGCUGACCAUUCUCCUCACACUUCAAGUGGUGGUGUGGCCAACAACUCCCCCUUGUGGCCACAGGUAAAAAUGGAACCACACGAUGGCGACGAAGGCCAGGGUGCCACGCAUCAUCCUCAUCCUCAUCACCAUCACAACCUGGGCGGAGACGUGUUUGAGGAGGGGGGCCCCAUGUCGACAAUGAGCGAGUCUGGAGGCGCAAUGGCAUCCUCUCCUGCUGGCGCGGCAUCAGAUGGCAGCUAUGCCUCACAUUCUCCUGACUCCCUGAUGAGCACCUCACCGGUCUUUAACCAGAGACCCAAGAAGCGUGCGAAGAAGAUGUGAGGUCAUGUUGUAUGGGGGGCGAGAGACUGUACACUCCCCAAACAAAUUGGUAAAAGAAGAAAAAAUAUGCAUGGUUGUUUUUUUAAAAAUAUUUUGUGGACACUUCAUAAAGUACAUGCACAUAAUCUACCGAUGCAUCACGGGUUAUCUGGAGCCUAUCCCAGCUGAAUUUGGGGAGAGACAGGGUACACCCUGGACUGCAUACAAUACAAAACAUAAAAAUAAAUUCACAUUUUACACAGUAAAUGUCAGUAAGGUAUUACUUUAACAAUAUCAUUAUUGUGAUUAUAGUGUAGAAUUGGAGUUUCUUUUAUUUUGGUCACGUUAGCUACAAGAGGGGGAACAGCAGCAAUAAAGUUUCAGUGGUGUAUGUGUAUUGAAGUUGUUCCCAUUGUUAGACAUUUAUUAUAAAAUGAUUAAGACCAGA
Phyllopteryx taeniolatus (common seadragon) is the source of this 1927-nucleotide messenger RNA. RefSeq names its product SPT7 like, STAGA complex subunit gamma (gene supt7l). The transcript has 5 exons. NCBI's taxonomy places the organism in Eukaryota, Metazoa, Chordata, Actinopteri, Syngnathiformes, Syngnathidae. Gene Ontology annotation, cellular component: SAGA complex. The record is from RefSeq and is a predicted model, not a curated record. Bases 217 to 1500 code for a protein of 427 amino acids. Gene Ontology annotation, molecular function: transcription coactivator activity; protein heterodimerization activity.